This is a messenger RNA of Thermothelomyces thermophilus ATCC 42464, 4705 nucleotides long. RefSeq lists its product as uncharacterized. The transcript is spliced from 2 exons. NCBI's taxonomy places the organism in Eukaryota, Fungi, Ascomycota, Sordariomycetes, Sordariales, Chaetomiaceae. Bases 213 to 4541 code for a protein of 1442 amino acids. The record is from RefSeq and is a predicted model, not a curated record. Gene Ontology annotation, molecular function: DNA binding.
UCCACGCUCUAUAGCCUUUUGGAAGGCACCGCGCAUUCCUCCCCGCAAGUGCAGCAUAACAACCGCUGCAUCUUUGACCGUCGCAACAUGCGACGGCACUCGCUACCAAAUGCAAAGUGACCAAGCCGAUCUUUUGUUUUCGAAUUGCCGCCAUCUGAUAUUUCUCGAUCCCCUUGACCGGCGCGCUGUCGCGCCCCGCGCGAAUCGUCACCAUGCGGACGGCUCAACAUCCGCAGGCAAAGUUCGACCCUAUCCCGCCUGAUCUCGACUUGCACGCUCUUGUCGAGAGGACCCCCAACUUCCAUUGGGUCUUGCGUGUCUCGGCUGCUCAGAUCCGCAACAUCGGACCACAGGAAUUCGAAAGGCUGGUGUUCCUCCAUGUCGUCCAUGGCGGGAAGCCGCUGGUUAUCGAGAAAUGGAACGACCGGUUGCCCAAGUCGCUUUUCAGCGCAGAGUGGUUGGAGCGUACAUACAACAAGAAACCCGAGAAUGUCCGGGAUCUAACGGGCCAAACCGACAUUCCGAUGACACUAGGUCAUUACCUACGGUCGAUGAAGAUCCUCACGAACCAGUGGACGCCAACCAACUUUCGCGAUGAGCGACGGCAACGACUCUAUCUGAAAGACAUGGACUGCCCGCCCGAGUGGCAGCAGUACCUUCAGCGUAUCAUCCCGCCCAACCUGUUCUACAUGAACGAGAGCAUCGACGAACGGUCCGGCAAAGGCCGAGGGGAUUCCGACAUGGACAUCUUCCAGGAGGGACGAUCUAUCGCACCUGCCGGUGACCUCAUGAGCAGCCUGCCCGAAGAGAUGCGCGCCCAAAACCUCAUGUGCUAUGUCGGCCACGAAGGCACCUACACCCCUGCGCACCGGGAAAUGUGCGCCAGCCUGGGCCAGAAUAUCAUGGUGGACGCGUCCGGCGACGAGAACGGGGAGAAGCCGGGGAGCUCGAUAUGGUUCAUGACCGAGACCAAAGACCGCGAAGUAGUAAGGGAGUACUUUCUGUCCAUGUUGGGUCACGAUAUCGAAAUCGAGAAGCAUUUCGCCCAGAUCAACGCUUGGAAGAAGGCGACAUUUCCCGUCUAUAUCGUGGAGCAGAAGGUUGGUGACUUCAUCCUCGUCCCUCCCCUGGCUCCCCAUCAGGUCUGGAACCGCGGCACCAGGACCAUCAAGGUUGCCUGGAAUCGGACCACGGUCGAGACACUGCAGCUGGCGCUGAGCGAGGCCCUGCCGAAGGCGAGACUUGUCUGCCGGGAUGAGCAGUACAAGAACAAGGCCAUCAUCUUCUAUACCCUCGAGAAGUACUACAAGGAGAUGGUGGAAAUGGAAAAGACAGCCGACAUCGGCUUGCUCGGGUUCGGCCAAGAUCUCAUCAAGAACUCGACACGGAUGAAGCAGAUGGCGGCCGAUUUCAAGGCACUCUUCCAGCUAUACACCAGGAUCCUGGUCGACGAGAUGUUCGCCACCAGGGAGAAGGAGGUCGAGUAUAUCGAGUACGACUCCAACAUCACCUGCUCCUACUGCCGAGCAAACAUCUUCAACCGCUUCUUGACAUGCAAGCACUGCAUACGCCAGCUAGUCAACGGAGACGAGGACACGUAUGACAUCUGUAUGGAGUGCUAUGCCAUGGGCCGCUCGUGCUUCUGCGUUUCCAACCUCAGCUGGUGCGAGCAGUGGCGCUGGUCGUACCUGGUUGACCGGUACGAGACUUGGCGAGCUUUGAUCAUCAAGAACGACGGCUACAUCAACUUGGAAAGCUCGCCCCUUCCGCUAGAGCUCGCUAGAAAGAGGUCCGGUAAAAAGUCAGUUGCCCAGAUUUGCCAGGAGCAACUUCGGAUGCGGCCCUGGAAGGAUAUCACUCAAGUCAAAGAGCCAUCCGACCGUGAGGAGUCGGACGUCGAGGUUGAUGACAAUGGUAGGCCAGUGAAGAAGAGGAGAAAGAGAAAGGCAAAGAAGGGCGACGUGUACCGCUGUCACGUCUGUCAGCACAAGGACUACACCUACAAGUUGGCCUUCUGCUCCAACGAGGGAUGCACCGACGCGUACUGCUACGGUGUGCUCUACAGGGCUUUCGACUUGAUGCCCCAGGAUGUGAUGCAGAACGAGCAUUGGCAGUGUCCCAAAUGCCUCAAGAUCUGCAACUGCGCCGCCUGCCGUCGAGCUGGAAACGGCGUUCCUUACAUUCCCAAGACCACCUUACUCGGACACGACACCCGGCGAAUCGCAGACGACCGCAGCGUCGAGACCUUGGUCGACUUCCGUGUCCACAACCUGAUGUGGCUCAAGAGCGUCGGUGACGAAAGCCGAAGCCUGUCGAGCAAGCGGAUGCAGAGGCUACAACAGGCGGCUGAAGCGGAGAAGGCGAAGCAAGCAGAGCUCGCCAACCAGAUUCCUGCCCUACCCGACGGUGCACUUGCAGAAACCCUGGAUGCCGCUAUGCAGCAACCAGUUGCCAACGGGUUCUCUCAUCAAGACGGAACGCAAGCUUCCGGUCCGACGCCCGUGGGAGACUAUAUCGCGGCUCCGGGAGCGCCUGAUGGACAUCAUCAGCAGAAUGGGGACCAUGGAGUUCCGCCCGCCGAAGUUGCUGACAUGUCCAUGGUCGUGGCUGAGGAUCAGUCCUCAUACCCAGACCCCUCCGUGCUUGGCCGGGAACGAAUGCUCGGAAUGGGUUAUUACGAACAGGACGACAGUCCUGACAAGAUUCUUUUCGAUCCAUAUCAAGCGCCCUCGGCCGAUAGUAUGUUGUUGGUCGACGAUCAGCCGGAGAUGUCGGAGUAUUUUAGGAAGCAAAUUCGAAUCGCGAAGCGACGGGCUAGACAGGAAGGUGAUGACGAUCCGGACUUCCAAGUGCCACGGUCUCAUCAUAGGAAGAGGCCCAAGCUCGGCCCGGAGCCCCAACGAGAUGAGCAGGAGAUUGCCCUGAGCAACAUGGAUCCGGCUCUGUUCGACGGCGAUAGGACCGUGAAUGAUGUUCCCACAGAAGACCAAGAGGCUAGGCCGGUUCAGUCUGAGGCGCCGGCAGAGGCUCCACAACAAACGAGCGAGCCGGUCGAAUCAGCGGAAGAAACAGCUGAGGUUCAGAAACCACGCGCCUAUUCCCCCAACCGACCUGCUCUCAGGCAUGCCCGACCCAAGAUCGGGUAUCAGGACGACGAAAACGGCGAGGAGGAGUUCAACGAACUUGUCGUUCCUCGCUCGCCGAGGGCACCGGAGGGCAUUGCGAGUUACAGACCCGAGGACGCCAACAAGGAUCCCCUCGACCUGGCGUCGGCGGCCAUCUUCACAAUGACCAGUGGUGCCACAUCAGCCGCCCAAGACUCCGGCUUAGCUGCUCCCCCUAAGAAGCGGGGCCGACCGCGGAAGUCGGACGUAUCGGGGGCGCAGAGCAAUGCUCCUCCAGUUCCCGAGCCGGAAAAGCCAGCGAGGCGGCGUGGCCGCCCCCCUCGAGCGCGCCCUUCCCUUGACGCCGAGCCUGAAGCUGAGGACGACGCGGACCUCGAUGCCCAGCUCGCCCAACAACUUGACGCGUUCGACGAAACAGGGGAGGUCAUUAUUCGCACGGAGACGACGCCACCGAAUGAACCUGUGGCGUCCACCGGCCCAAGGAAACGGGGCCGUCCGCGGCGUAACCCGCCGCCAGAGGCUCCGGCGAAGAAGUCGGAAAUAACUAUCGAGUUGCCGUCUCAGUCUUUGGUGUCUAUGGCCGACAAAAUGCGGCUCAAGGGAAAGAAGUUCAGGAUCGGCCGGCGCGAAAAUCUGGAGAGCGCCAAGCCGCAGACAUCUCCUAAACAUGAUACUAGAGGAAGCAGCACUCACGAGGCUCAGCCUCAACCAGCCGCUGAGGAGAGGGGCAAACCUGGAAAGGAGCAAGCGACCCGAAGUGGAAGGGACUGCGAGAACGAAGACCAAGAUGAAGACUUUGAUCCAAACGCGGAGGAAGAAGAGGUGGUGUCGGAUGAGGCAGGCAGCCCUUCGCCACCACCAACUUCGUCUGCUUCCGCGCGCGUCCAGCCCGAGAUGUUGCCAGAGUCUGAUGGUGCCUUUGCGCCGAGCAAACCUGACACACCGCCUUCCGCCUCCUCUAUGGCCGCACGGGAAGCACCUCGCUCAACAUCCCCCCCACAGGGAUCCGUCGCCGGGUCAGAAGGUGAAAAUGAACCCGAACCUGGUGUCAAGCUCGAGCCAUCCUCCGCCGCCGCCGCCGUCGAACCAACACCACCUUCGGAGCCAUCUCCACCGCCGUCCCAGCCGCGUGUCCCUUCCGGUCCGACCAUCGUUAGGCUCGGGGACCUGGACGAGGAAGAAGAGGACAGCAGUUACGGAGAGGGUGGGUCGCCGUCGCCCUCGGGGUCGACGUCUGGAUCUGAUGAGGAGGAGGGCGGGGUGACCGGCGCGCAGGAACCGAGUGAUUCGGACUCGGACGAUGACGAAGAUAUACCUGCGAGGCCGACUCUGGCGAGCCGGGGCAGAGGAGGGCUGAGAGGGAGGGGUAGAGGAAGGGGCAGGGGCAGAGGGAGGGGACGGGGUAGGGGGAUGUGAAAACCUGAAGUAAUGUUUGGUAUUUCUUGAGACGGUUUCCCUGUCUGGUAGGAGGCGUACCAUAACCGGGCGACGUUCUGGUGCAGCAGCGGCGUCUUGGGAAGAGGACAUACUUGCCUCCGGUCUUCGACAACUGGGGGCUGUGUGGCUCUUGUGAAAGGGCA